GUAUGGCAUCGGAGAUCUCUCAGCGCUGGCGGGCGACACCCAUAAGUUUGAGAGUCGCUACCUCGAUGGCUUGGUGGGCCCCUACCCGGAGAAGAAGGACGUCUACGAGGAGCGUGCGCCCAUCCGGCACACCGAUCAGCUCUCUUGCCCCAUUCUUCUGCUGCAGGGUGCUGAGGACAAGAUCGUGCCACCCAACCAGGCAGAGCUGAUGUACGACGCGGUGAAAGCCAAGGGCCUCCCCUGUGCCCUGAAGAUCUACGAGGGGGAACAGCAUGGCUUCCGAAGGAGCGAAAACAUCGAGAACGCGCUGAACUCUGAGCUC
Symbiodinium sp. CCMP2456 is the source of this 322-nucleotide messenger RNA. The record is from the annotation of a GenBank genome assembly. Lineage: Eukaryota; Dinophyceae; Suessiales; Symbiodiniaceae.